CACUUGCUUUAACUUGCAUUAUUUUUUACUAGUUACACUUCACCAGUUUACUGAGUGUUACACGGACGUUUACCAUACCAUGUGUAUACGUUUUUGUUUUAUUCAGCCUUUUACUAGAGCAGUAGGAUGCAGACGAAUGAUUGUGUUCCCACCAGGAGUCGGUGCACAGUGUGACAGAGCAUUGAGUAGGAAUCGUUGUGUUGCUGGAUUCGAUCAACUUGUUGCAAAAGUGUGCCGACAUUUAAUUAUUACAGAAUAUAAAGGGCCUUGUUUGAGGACCAGAAAAACUGCUGACUGCUGCUGUUUGUAAUUCUCACCUAGCUAGCUGACCUUGGCCAACACAAUGCAUCAGCUCGGUAGAGUACGUCUUCAGAUGAAGGGAUUACGAUGUAGUAAUUACCUCAUGGGGCUCAUUCGUCAAUCGAGUCCUUUCAGUGUAAGCAGUCAGCACUCCAAAGUGCCUCAAAUGCCUGAAAUUGUUCCCCUUCCUGACACAGACUUUAAAGCAACAGAGUAUGAGGGUAUGUCUUAUGAUGAUGCAAGGAAUGUACGGACAAACAACAUUAAUCCAGGUAUCUUAGAGUAUUACAAGAAACCAUUAAUGUUCCACCAGGGUUACAUGCAGUGGCUGUUUGACUCGGACGGCAAACGUUAUCUUGAUUUGUUCUCAGGAAUCGUCACCGUAAGCGUUGGGCACUGUCAUCCCAAGGUGAACAAGGCUCUACAUGAGCAGAUUGAUAAGAUAUGGCACACCACUAACAUCUACAUGAUUCCAGCAAUCUAUGAGUAUGCAGAGAAGCUUGUUGCUAAAAUGCCUGGAAACCUUAAAAAUGUUUACUUUGUGAACAGUGGCACUGAAGCAAACGAUCUGGCAGUGACUAUGGCCAGGCUACAUACAGGUGCAUAUGACAUCAUUAGUUUAAGGAAUGCAUACCAUGGAAUCAGCCCUAACCUUCUAGGUUUAACAUCCCUCGGUAAUUGGCUUUAUAAUGUUCCUGGUGGGUAUGGAUAUCAUAAUGUAAUUAAUCCUGACCCAUUCAGAGGGCCAUGGGGAGGGGCAAACUGCAGAGACUCUCCUGUCCAGACGAUAAGAAAUUGUCAUUGUGCUGCCGGUCAGUGCUACGCCAAAGACAUGUACAUCGAUCAACUUAAAGAUCUCCUACGAUUCUCGGUACCUAAAAAAGUUGCAGGAAUGUUUGCGGAAAGUAUUCAGGGAGUCGGUGGUGCAGUCCAAUUCCCUAAGGGAUACAUAAAAGAAGCAUUUGGAUUGAUCCGGGAAAAGGGGGGACUGUGUAUAUCUGAUGAGGUGCAGACGGGCUUCGGUAGGACUGGUGAACACUUCUGGGGAUUUGAAGCACAUGAUGUGACACCUGACAUAGUGACUUUAGCAAAAGGCAUCGGCAAUGGCUUCCCACUGGCUGCAGUGGUCACCACUCCAGAAAUUGCCAAGACGCUUAAGUCGGCCCUGCAUCUGAACACAUAUGGAGGCAACCCACUUGCGGGAGCCGUUGGAAAAGCUGUCUUAGAGGUGAUUGAAGAAGAGAACACCCAAGGAAUCAGCCAAGACGUCGGCACCUACAUGCUGCUGGAGCUAGCCAAGAUGCGAGAUGAGUUUGAGAUUGUUGGAGAUGUCCGAGGCAAGGGUCUCAUGAUCGGGGUUGAGAUGGUGACUGAUAAGGAAUCGAGAACACCUCUUCCACCAGACCAGAUGGGACCAAUAUGGGAAGAUGCUAAGGAUAUGGGCGUCCUCAUUGGCAAGGGAGGUAUCCAUGGAAACGUGUUCCGAAUCAAACCGGCCAUGAUUAUCAGCAAAGAAGACGCAGACUUUGGUCUGUCCGUCCUGAGAUUAGCUCUGCAGAACCACUUAGAAAGGAACACCUGAAGAUUCUUCAACAGUCGGCCGUCUUCCUCAAUGGGACCUCAGGUACAAAUUAUCUCAGUUUUAUUUGAUCACCGCCUUAUAUGAUUCCAAUGUACACUUGUUUUAAUGAUUAUAAUUAAGGGAAUGAUGGGGUAGCGCCAAGUUCUUAAACUGCCGUGUUAAACCGGCAGGGUCGUUGGCCCAAGCUGAAGGCGAGGGCCUCUAACGCACGGCCACGACCCUGCAAAGUUUUAAACAGCAGUUUAAGAAUGAGACACUACCCAUCUUUUUUUUCCCAUUCAUGAAUGCAAGUUAUUCAAUUCACAAAUUAUUUGUUGAUAUUUUUGUAUUUUUAUGCUAGUAUGAACAAAAAGCUUUAUGCUAUCGAAACCUGCUGGUACUUCUUUUUAACCAAAUAGGCUUGUAUUGCUGUUAAUUUUACGAAUGACUACCUUCAAUCUCUAUGUAUAAAUAAUUAGGUUUUAUUAAAUUAUGGUGCCUUUCUAUAAUAUUAGUAGUAUUUGAAUUGAAUACUGCACUUUGCAUUUGACAUGUUUUUUUUCCAGUAUUAUUGUUUCUAUUCCUAUAGCCUGGUAGCUUUUACUAGCUUGAAAAACAACUCCCAUAUUCAUAUAUAAAUGCAAAUAAUAUGGUAGAUUAAAAUUGUAUUUUUCUAUGACUGACAGAAAACUUUAGUAGUAGAUAGCACCUUUGCAUUUUAAAGUACUAUUUUUUUCCUUCUAAUAAUUGUGUCUGCUUAUUUCUAAGGCAUUUCUAUUGAGGCAAAUUAUGCUAGAAUACUGAUUUGUGUUGAAAAAAUUUAAGGUCACAAAUUUUGAUGACUAUCAAACUUGAUAAUUAUGUCAGUUUCAUUGAACAAAUUGUGACAGUGGCCUUUCUAAAUGCAUUCAUAUUUUAUCAUUUGUAAUAAAAGGAGCACUUUUGAGCCACAGAGUGCUUAUGUGCCACUGGGAUUUCAUUUUCCUCAGUUGGACCAGAUCAGAUGUCAAAAAGUGGUUUUGAUUUCAACGUGUAAAAUGCAUUCUAUCUUUUGUUUACAUCUCACACAUAGAUUCUGGUUAUUAUUUUGUUUUACUAAAUGCAAUGCAUUAUUGAUUUCAACAAUAAAUAAAACACACUUCUCAACAA
Messenger RNA from Asterias rubens (European starfish), 3010 nucleotides. Its product is annotated as alanine--glyoxylate aminotransferase 2, mitochondrial-like. The transcript is spliced from 14 exons. Gene Ontology annotation, cellular component: mitochondrion. Lineage: Eukaryota; Metazoa; Echinodermata; Asteroidea; Forcipulatida; Asteriidae. The record is from RefSeq and is a predicted model, not a curated record. Gene Ontology annotation, biological process: glyoxylate catabolic process. Gene Ontology annotation, molecular function: L-alanine:glyoxylate transaminase activity; pyridoxal phosphate binding. The coding region runs from base 344 to 1882 and encodes 512 amino acids.